AUGGCAGUACCUUCCUCAUUCCCAGCCUUGCUUGAACAUCUGGCAAAUACUUUAAACUCUAUAUCAGAACAUUCUGAUCUUUCCCAAACUCUAGCCGCUCCCAAGGAUGGAAUAUCCCUUCUUGAUGCCAAGAAUGAACUUUUCCUCUCAUAUUUACAGAAUCUAGUUUUUCUCAUAACUCUCAAGAUACGAAAUAGCUGCAAAGAUACGGACGAUGUCUCCGACAGUCUGGAAAAUUCAGUCGUUAAAAAAUUAGUUGAAUUACAAUUAUAUAUCGAGAAGGGAGUGCGGCCUCUAGAGAACCGAUUGAAAUAUCAAAUCGAAAAAGUUAUCCGAGCUCACGAUGAUUCAAAACAGAUUGAAGAUCUCAAGCAUAGCAAGACACACGGGAAGCCCACCCAAAGCAGCAAACAAGAGCAUUCUCAAAUCGAAAGCGACGAUGACUCUGAGGAUAAUGCUACUUCUAUUGCACCAGUGAUUCAAGACUUACAAUACCGACCUAACCCCACUGCAUUGAUUCCAAAGUCCUCUACAUUUGUAGAGAAAUCAGAAGGUGGUGUCUACAAACCCCCCAGAAUCCAGGCGACAUCUAUGCCUACAACAACACGUCGUGAAAAAGAAAACAAAAAGCCCAUGAAAUCUGCAACGAUUGAUGAAUUUAUCAACAACGAAAUGGGGACAGCACCAAUAUCUAUGCCAAGUGUCGGAUCAACUAUCUUAGGAGGCGGAAGGACCAUGAAUAAUGACAAGCAGAGGAAUGAAGAAAAAGAGAGGAGGGAAUAUGAAGAACGAAACUAUGUCCGCCUUCCCAAAGAAAGUAAAAAAGAGCGCGCGAAGAAAGGCGGUAAAAGAGAAGCUGGAUAUGGCGGUGAGGAAUGGAGGGGAUUAGAGGAUGGAAUUGAUCGAAUUGAAAGUUUGACUAAAAAGAAAUCUGGAGAUCGGAUGUCUAUUCUAGAAAAAAGUCGUAAAAGAUCUAAAACUAACGAAGACACAAAAGUUCAUGCUGAUAUUGGAGAGCAUUAUCGGAAGAAGUUAAAGACACUUGAUAGUGGCAGAAGAGAUAGAGGACGUAAAUGA
Molecule: messenger RNA, 1077 nt
Organism: Blumeria graminis f. sp. triticale
Lineage: Eukaryota; Fungi; Ascomycota; Leotiomycetes; Helotiales; Erysiphaceae
Source: the annotation of a GenBank genome assembly